GGGCUGGGCGUGCAUCUGCCGCGCCAUGGCGGCGCUCGGCGCCUACCGCUGCAUCGAGUGCAACGAGGAGGCGACAGAGCUGUACCGAGACUACCAGCGCGGGGUGCUCCGUAUCUCCAUCUGCAAAUCCUGCCAGAAACCUGUGGAUAAAUACAUUGAGUAUGAUCCUGUUAUCAUCUUAAUUAAUGCCGUUUUAUGCAAAGCACAAGCAUACAGACACAUUCUUUUCAAUACAAAGAUAAAUAUUCAUGGGAAGCUCUGCAUAUUUUGUUUGCUCUGUGAAGCUUAUCUCAGGUGGUUGCAACUACAAGAUUCAAGCCAAAAUACAGAUCCUGAUGACUUAAUCAGAUAUGCCAAAGAAUGGGAUUUUUAUAGAAUGUUUGGCAUAGCUUCUUUAGAACAAACUUCAUUUUUCAUUGGCAUUUUUAUUACCUUGUGGUGGAUGACACCUGAGAUGCUGAAAAGAAAGUCUGACUUCAUUUUACUUCUCAAAGCACUGCUGUUGUCCACAUAUGGAAAGCUUCUGCUAAUUCCAGCUGUUAUUUGGGAGCACGACUACACACCUUUGUGCCUUGCAUUUAUAAAAGUGUUUGUCUUGAUAUCAAACUCUCAGGCAAUUAGAGUUACAUUGAACUUGAACCGAAUACUCCCUUGGUUUGCCAUCUUCUUUGGAUUAAUUUUGGAAAAUGGUGUGGUCUGCUUGUUCCAGAAAAUGGGAUGGGAUGUUUGAAAUGUCAGCCCAGUGAAGAAAUACCAACAACAUGAUGAUAAUUUUUUAAGAAUUAUCUCUGCCAGCAGGCUCCAAAAACACUGUUUUCAUAGGGAUAAAGAAGGUGAUUGAUAACAAAAAAAUGUUAGAAGUUUGGCUAUUUACUGUGCCGAGCCAUGAAACUUCAGCCUUAGGUUGUUUAUUUUCCAUUAAAAAUAUGAGUGUCUCACUAUCCUAACAGUUUUAUAAAUCUGGCUGCAUAGCUGUGGCUGUAAGAGGAAAGGUACACUAAAAAAACCCAGCCCUGCUACCAAUCAGUGCAUUUUGGCAGAGAGAGGAGGAUGAAUUGUUCCCUUAAGAGGAAGGGAGUCAGUGGAAAAAUGUAAAAGCCAAAAUUUAUAUUCCCGCAAAACCAGAUUUUCAAAGAGAAAAGUGAACAUUUGCAAAUAGUUUAUUAGAGAAAAGGCAAGUAUUUCAGAGUGGAACUACUAUGGGAAAACCAAGCUGCAUUCUCUGGAAUGUUUGUGUAGCAAUCCAAAAUAAUAACAUUUCUAGUUCGAGAGUAAUCUCUAGGAAUGAUAGGUUUAAACUGGCUUGAAAUUUUGUGUGAUCUCAUAAAUGCUGCUUUGUUCUGAAAGCUGAAGAGAGAGUGAAAGGACUGAUCCCCAACAUGCAGGGUUGUUUGGGAUACUGCUGCUUCUGCAUUUAAGUCAUCUCCCAUGCCCAGUCCUCAUCUGGCUGUACAUUUAGUGCAAGCAAAAACUGAAAAAACUGACAUGAGGCCAUACAGCAAUAGAGUCGUAUUUUAAAAAGAAACAAACAAACAAAAAUGUUUAAGCCUAAAUUAAUGAAGAAACAUUUAAUCUUCUUCAACGGCAAGCAAAAGGAGAGCUAAGUGGCCCACAAAGGAACUGACAGAAUCAGUUUCCACAAGACAGUAAUAAGGACAAAAACUCACUUUUGUGCAGACCAGUUUCCAUUUGUUCCAUCCAAUAUUUAACUCUCCUUGAGUUCUGGAAGGCUGUACUAUCCAUAGGGAUUACUUCCAUUCUUUGUUUUCCUCAGAUACUGUCUCAUGUCUUGUGCUUUCCAGAAUGCAUCAAAAAGCAUUUUGCAACAUCCAAGUUGCAAAUUAACAUUCAAGUUAAUCCCCAACAGGUUUAGAGCAAGUCUAGAUUAUGACCACAGAAGACAUCAAACAUGUUUGUCUGAUGGAACUGCCCAUGCUAUGCAAGUUACUUGAUCAGAAAAGCAAAUGGUUGCUGAUUCUUUUAUUAAAUCAAAGGCUGACAACACUUUUGUCGUUUGUGUUACACUUUGCAACGUCCUGAGCCUGUCAGAGAAAGCAAAAAAACUCAAAUUGCAACAUUUUAAAGUAUGGGACUCUUGAUUUGAUUGGUAAUGAAUUAAUUUCCCCAAGUUAAAUCUGUUUUGUCCAUGACAGUAACUGGUGACUAAACUCUCCCCAUCCUCAAUCUCGACCCAUGAGCCUUUCCUUUUACUUUCUCUCCUGUGCCUGUCUGAGCAGUGACAGAACAGCUUUGGUGAGCAUC
This is a messenger RNA of Sturnus vulgaris (Common starling), 2262 nucleotides long. It is a transcript of the gene ARV1, whose product is annotated as ARV1 fatty acid homeostasis modulator. Gene Ontology annotation, cellular component: cortical endoplasmic reticulum; Golgi apparatus. The record is from RefSeq and is a predicted model, not a curated record. NCBI's taxonomy places the organism in Eukaryota, Metazoa, Chordata, Aves, Passeriformes, Sturnidae. Gene Ontology annotation, biological process: sterol metabolic process; sphingolipid metabolic process; regulation of plasma membrane sterol distribution.